This is a messenger RNA of Pseudomassariella vexata, 1451 nucleotides long. RefSeq names its product putative phospholipase. NCBI's taxonomy places the organism in Eukaryota, Fungi, Ascomycota, Sordariomycetes, Amphisphaeriales, Pseudomassariaceae. Gene Ontology annotation, molecular function: 2-oxoglutarate-dependent dioxygenase activity. Bases 369 to 1385 code for a protein of 338 amino acids. The transcript has 4 exons. The record is from RefSeq and is a predicted model, not a curated record.
UGUCAGACCAUUCUGAUGACACGGAAAGCCGCGAUUGGACAGGGCAAAACGGAUUGUGAGGCACCAUUGAACGAGACCUUGGAGACCCCAGCUUUUCCGUGGAACUCCAAUGAUACGCCGGUUUAUUGCGAUCCGGAAACAACGCCGGGGUCUACUCAUCGACAAUAUCACGCUGCCGAUCCAUCUGCUCGGAAGCUUGCAGGACAGGCUGACAGCCUCACGAGAUCCAUCAUUUGUGUGAUGGGGGAUAGUCUCAUAGGGCUGAUCAAGGACGAACGGCAAUUUCUAUUGAGUUUGUCCACGAUGUUGUGGGUGGAGAAGCAACUUCGGACACAAGGAUCUUGCUUCUAAUUUUUCGUGAGCUGCGAAUGUUCAAUAAAUCAAGUUCAGAAAUUGGAUCACUACUGCAGGCUACCGUCAUCAUUGAUGAGAUGGACCCUGUAGCGGAGCUUAUCACGAGCUUCAACGAACUGAACCCGUCUAUUGUCGACGAAUUAGACGAGGAACCAAGCCCGCUCGAGUUCAUGCGGUUUGUGGCCCGCAACACACCGUUCGUCGUUCGCCAAGGCGCCAAAGACUGGACAGCUACGAAAGCGUGGUCUUCGGGAUAUCUCUUGAAGGCUUUGUACGGCCAUCAUGUCAACGUGGCAGUAACUCCAUUCGGGAACGCCGACGCCUCGACCACCAAUGAACAAGGGCACACCGUAUUCGCAAAACCGCAGGAGGAAGACCAGCCGUUCGAGGAGUUCCUCGAGUACCUGACCAGCCAGGAAUUGGCACCUACUGCAGAGCACACCGAGGUUAGGUAUGCACAAACACAGAACGACAACCUUCGGCAUGAAUACGUGUCGCUUUUCUCUGAAGUCGAGAAGUCUGUGCCCUUCGCUCGUAUAGCACUGCAAAAGGAGCCGGAUGCCAUCAACAUGUGGAUUGGCAACUCCAAAUCCGUGACGGCGCUGCACCGGGACAACUAUGAGAACAUCUACGUCCAAAUAGCGGGACAGAAACACUUCGUCCUCCUCCCGGCGCUAUGCCAGCCGUGCAUCAACGAGCAAGAGCUGCGCCCCGCGACCUAUGUGCGGGACGGAAACGGUCUGACCUUGCAGCUAGAGGAGGGAGACAAUGUCCCCUUUGCUACAUGGGAUCCGGAUGAGCCAGCGGAGAAAACAACUAGGUACUCGAGUCUAGCACGCCCGGUUAGACUCACGCUGAAUCCUGGGGAUAUGCUUUACCUGCCAGCCAUGUGGUAUCACAAAGUGUCGCAGUCUUGUUCCGAAGACGGGCUAUGUGUAGCCGUAAACUAUUGGUACGACAUGGAGUUUAGCGGACCGCUUUAUCCCUUGACUUCUUUCGUUCGAAACAUCAACUUGGCCAACAGUAGGUAGAGUAAAUAAAUCAGGGGCCACAUGCACGAAGCUCCACAAGAUAAGUGCGGCCAGAUGUGAACAUGA